CACUGUGUCAUUCAAACCUGAAGCAGCUCAGCUCAGGCAGUGUGAGAGCUGUGAGAGAUGUCUGCAAGUGACUGACACCUCUUUGUCUGGGCUUCCUCAUCACACAUGUUCCUGGGACUCUGAGCACUGAAACAUCUGGAGACACACAGGACUACAUCAUGGGCAAGAACAGGACAAUAAGACUUAUUCUGGGAAUUUACUUGUGUUUGUUGUAUGUGGUAAAGUCAGCCAAGCAGGACCCACAAGUGAUUGACCUUCUAACAAUUAGUGAGUCCCGGCACAUGUCUAGCAUUGUAGAGAAGAUCCGCUCUGAGCUGCUGACCGUUAAUGAUAUUUACUUCCUGUCUUCUUUCCGUCUGCCGCCCAAACUGGGAGGGCUCCUGUUUGGUCUCUACUCCAAAAAGGAUAAUAUAAAAUGGCUGGAGGCCACAGUGGUUGGAAAAAUCAACAAAGUACUAGUACGAUAUAUGCGUGAAGAUUCCAAAGUACAUGCUGUAAACUUACAGAACGCCAACCUGUCGGAUGGAAACACACACACCAUGAUCCUGCGAAUGAGUGGUCUUCGAGGGGACACUAUUACCUUAGAGCUGUAUGUGGACUGCAAACAAGUGGAUACCAGCCUGGGGCUUCCUGAAAUGAUGAUCAUGCCACAGUUUGAGGUGGACUCAGGGGAGCUCCGUUCUGGACACAAAGCCUAUAUCAGAAUGCAGGGUGCUGUAGAGUCUAUGAAGCUGAUUCUUGGUGGGACCAUGAGCCGUGUGGGAGCAUUGAGCGAGUGCCCCUUUCAGGAGGACGAAUCCAUACAUAAUACAGUGAAUGGUGUUGUUAACUCUAUACUUGGUGAGCACACCAAAGCACUGAUAACUCAAAUGACACUUUUCAAUAAGGUGCUUGCAGAACUAAGGGAGGACAUUCGGGACCAGGUAAAAGAGAUGUCACUUAUAAGAAACACAAUCAUGGAGUGCCAAGUGUGUGGUUUCCACGAGCACCGCUCAAGAUGUAACCCAAAUCCGUGCUUCAAAGGUGUGGAUUGCAUGGAGACCUAUGAGUAUCCAGGGUAUCGCUGUGGCCCCUGUCCCACUGGGUCACAGGGUAAUGGUUCAUACUGUGCAGAUAUUGAUGAGUGCUCUCAGGCCAACCCUUGCUUUACUGGCUCCAAAUGCAUCAACACAUCUCCAGGCUUCCGCUGUGAGCCCUGUCCACGAGGAUACAAGGGUAACACUGUGUCUGGGGUAGGAGUGGACUAUGCCAAAGCUAGCAAGCAGGUCUGCUCAGACAUUGAUGAGUGUAAUGAUGGUAACAAUGGAGGUUGUGCUGCUAAUUCCAUCUGUACAAACAGUGUGGGGUCUUUCAGAUGUGGUCCUUGUAAAUCUGGCUUUGUGGGGAAUCAAACUCAGGGUUGUGCGCCCAAAAAAUCUUGCGCUAGCCCAGCAUUCAAUCCAUGCCACGUGAAUGGACAUUGUGUGUUUGAGAGAAAUGGGGAUGUCACAUGUGCAUGCAAUGUUGGCUGGGCAGGAAAUGGCUACACGUGUGGGAGAGACACGGAUAUUGAUGGAUACCCAGAUGAGCCCAUGCCUUGUAUAGAUAACAACAAGCACUGUCGACAGGAUAAUUGCAGAUUCACUCCUAACUCUGGCCAGGAAGAUGCAGAUAAUGACGGGAUUGGAGACCAGUGUGACGAAGACGCAGAUGGGGAUGGAAUUAAGAAUGUUGAGGAUAACUGCAGACUUAUCCCCAACAAGGAUCAACAGAACUCUGACACUGACUCCUUUGGAGAUGCUUGUGACAACUGUCCUAAUGUCCCCAACAAUGACCAGAAAGACACUGAUGCCAAUGGAGAAGGUGACGCUUGUGACAAUGAUAUUGAUGGUGAUGGGAUUCCAAACAUGCUGGACAACUGCCCCAAGGUGCCUAACCCCCUUCAGACUGACAGGGACUUAGAUGGGGUAGGAGAUGCCUGCGAUAGCUGUCCAGAGACCAGUAAUCCAACACAGACAGAUGCAGACAGUGAUUUGGUGGGUGAUAUGUGUGACACUAACCAGGACAGGGAUGGGGACGGUCAUCAGGAUACCAAGGACAAUUGUCCAGACAUCCCAAACAGCUCCCAGCUGGACUCUGACAAUGAUGGAACUGGAGAUGAAUGUGACCAGGAUGAUGACAAUGAUGGAAUCCCAGAUUACAAUCCUCCUGGACCUGACAACUGUCGCCUGAUCCAUAACCCAAACCAGAAGGACUCAGAUGGGGAUGGCAUUGGUGAUGUAUGCGAGGAAGACUUUGAUAAUGACACAGUGAUUGAUCUUCUGGAUGUUUGUCCUGAGAGUGCAGAGGUUACACUGACUGACUUUAGGGCCUAUCAGACCGUUAUCCUAGAUCCAGAGGGAGAUGCUCAGAUAGAUCCUAACUGGGUCGUCCUAAACCAGGGAAUGGAGAUUGUCCAAACAAUGAACAGUGAUCCCGGGCUUGCAGUAGGAUACACAGCAUUUAAUGGUGUUGACUUUGAGGGAACAUUCCACAUAAAUACUGUGACAGACGAUGACUAUGCUGGAUUCAUUUUCAGCUACCAGGACAGCUCCAGCUUUUAUGUGGUGAUGUGGAAACAGACAGAACAGACAUAUUGGCAGUCUAUCCCUUUUAGAGCUGUGGCAGAGCCUGGCCUACAACUCAAGGCAGUGAAGUCCAAGACGGGGCCUGGAGAGCAGCUGCGCAAUGCUCUGUGGCAUACAGGACAUACUCAAGACCAAAUACGACUUCUAUGGAAGGACCCCCGCAAUGUGGGAUGGAAGGACAAGACCUCAUACCGCUGGCAGCUCAUGCACCGGCCCCAGGUUGGCUACAUCAGGGUAAAACUGUAUGAAGGAGUGGAUCUGGUGGCUGAUUCCGGAGUGGUUAUAGAUACCAGCAUGAGAGGGGGACGUCUUGGAGUCUUUUGCUUCUCCCAAGAGAACAUUAUUUGGUCAAACUUACAGUACAGAUGCAAUGACACAAUUCCAGAGGACUUUGAACCAUAUCGGCGGAUCCUGCUUGAAGGAAAGGAUUAAGGGAGACACAGCAUUAUUCCUCUCUCUGUAAAGCAUAAUGUCCAGCAUUAGGGGUUAUUCUGAUUUCCAGGGGUCAUAUGAAUAACUGGCACUUCCACAGACUCUGACUAACUACGCCAGCAUGGUACUUAAUAUUUUAGAGCAAGGGAACUCAGACCAAAGACAUUUUGGACUUUGAUGCUUUCAGACCCUCACACUGGACACAAAGAGGCUCCCAGCUACAAAGCUCUGGACACAUGGGGUUUGUGCUGUUUUGGUGGGUUAGAUGGGUGUUAUUGAUGUCAUCUGAUUUCUCAGUGUAAUUGUGUAAAUAUAGGUAAUACCCAUACAAACAUGUCCAUUAGUUUAAAUAAUUGUCUACUGCUAUAUAUGGAGUCUAAUGUGUGCACAUGAAUAUAAUAUAAUGUGCCAUUGGCAGCACAUAGUGGAUGCAUCUGCAGUUACAUGUGCAUGAUUGAGUUUUAUCGGAAACAAACAUGCUGGCAGCUUAAUGACUUAAUUUGGCCCCCUUGCGCCAAAAGCUUGACAAAUUUUAUUUCAUACAUACAGAAAGAGAAGCACAUUUUCGGGAACGAACACCAGCUCAAUAACUUGUUAGCUUGUUCUAUGGCGAUUUACCACCUGGGUGCCUCUUCUUUUAGCCCAAUGAUCCUUUUCACAGAGAAGAACAUUCCUGAAGCAUAUCAGUCAGAUCAUCUAGUAUGGUCAGUCCAGCCCUGAAAUAUCAGGCAAUCCCUCUCUGAACACGGAACAUGGGGACCCCAGAAAAUGUCUCCCUAAGGGAAAAAUGGGAGUCCUUUUUCAGUGGGCUUAGAGAAACAUGGCUGCACCUCACUGACGAGGCCCAAUGAAGGCUGAAAUAAUUGUCUAGGGUUGCCGUGUUACUUGUUCAGAGAGGAAUUGCCUGCUACUUGGCACUUGGCUGACCUUAAUAGGCAGGAUAAGACUGAUAUAAUAUAGGAAAAUUCUACUCUGUAAAAAGCAUUACUGGGAUAAAAAGAAGCUGCACCCAUGUGGUAAAUCGCCAUAGAACAAGUUAUUGAGCUGGUAAUUCGUUCCUGAGAUUACGGUUCUCUCUGUGUGCAUUAUGUCCCCCUAAGGUAAAGAGGAGCAACCAGACGUGGACUCCUUACUCAGUGUGCUUAGAGGAAUAUGGCUGCACCUCACUGACGAGACCCAAAGAAGGCCAAAAUAAUCGUCUAGGGUUGCCAUGUUAUUUGAUCAGAGAGGAAUUGCCUGGUACUUCGGCGCUAGACUGACCUUAUUAGGCGGGAUCAGACUCAAAUACUACAGGAAAGUUCUCAUCUGUGAAAAGCAUUACUGAGCUUAAAUGAAGCUGUAGGAACAAGAAAAAGAUACUGCACUCAUAUAGCUCCAAAUCCUCAGAUUUAUUUAGCAAAACCAAAAACACUCAGGAGGCACCUGACGUACAUCUUACAUGUUUCAUGCUACAUGGAUCACUUUAUGAUCAUGUAUGAUUAAUCGCUUCAUGUAGCAUGAAACGCGUAAGAUGUACGUCAGGUGCCUCCUGAGUUUGUUCAGUUUUGUUAAAUAAAUCUGAGGAUUUGGAGCAAUACGAGUGCAGUAUCUUUUCCUUAUUUCUAAAUCUUGGUGGUUUGUUCCUUUGCAUAUUUACUGGCACCCCGUUAUCUCUGGCUUCAGUGUGACCCCCUGCAAAGCGAUCAGUUGCAAGGUAUCUCUAUUGUUAAAAUGAAGCUGCACCCAGAGGGUAAAUCACCUUAGAACAAGCUAACAAGUUAUUGAGCUGGUUGUUUAUUCCUGAGAGUGCUCUUCUCUCUGUGUAAGAUUUAUUUAAGGCCAAUCUUCUCUCAGAACUUUGGUUUUGUGGAAACAGGUAUUAUGCUCUUGCAAUGUCUUGACCUGAUUUCUGAAAUGUACAGUCAUUUUUGAGAGAUUUAGGUUUUGCAUACAAUAUUUGUAGAUUUUCAAACAUAUAUAUUCUGACUACAACAUUCACAAAGCUUUAGCACAUACUGGUGGAGCUAAGGUGGAAUGAACUCUUGAAGGCCACUUAUAACAGUGAAUUGGGUCUCAUCACUGUACAGAAAUGAAAGGCCUGCUGGGAGGAUGCAAGUUGAAUUAUUCAAGCACAUUUUCUGCCUUUCUAGCAACUGGGUUUAAAGGGACAUAGAGACCAAUCAGGACAGAAAACAUUAUUUAUCGAAACAAAAUGUCUUAGUCAUCAUUUUUUGUUUUAAUAUUUUUUUUUAUUUAUUUUUUUUAAAUAAGUAUCUAAUUAUUUUUUUUCUAAUCAAAGACUAUUGACCUAACCUUGCCAUGUACUAAAUAUUAUUAUUGAUAAUCUUCAUACUCACCUGAAGUCAGUUCACAUGUUCAUGUCUUCGUUUUUUUUAAUCUUCACACAAAAAUUCAAAUCUCAAGUGGGUUAAACAUCAGAAUUUCCUAUAAUAUUUAUAAAGCAUAAAUUAAGUGGAGUAAAUAAACUAUGUUAUACCACAA
Molecule: messenger RNA, 5519 nt
Organism: Bombina bombina (fire-bellied toad)
Lineage: Eukaryota; Metazoa; Chordata; Amphibia; Anura; Bombinatoridae
Gene: THBS3
Product: thrombospondin 3
Exons: 23
Coding region: 159-3038 (959 amino acids)
Biological process (GO): cell adhesion
Cellular component (GO): extracellular region
Molecular function (GO): calcium ion binding; heparin binding
Source: RefSeq, a predicted model, not a curated record